GAGAGAGGGAGGGAAAGAGCGAGAGAGAGAGAGAGAGUUUACCCUUUCAUUCCAACCAAUGAGACGGUCGAUACACUAAGAUUUUCAUAGUUGUGCAGGAGCACAAAGUGAGCUGACUGUGUGAAUUUCCAGGUAAAACUGCAAACCGACUCAAGCAUUUUUCUUUUCACUUUUCUUUGCUCACAUCUCCAGCUCCUGAUACUCAGGUCUUCUCCUCUUUAAGCCCUCGAGGCCGCUCCUCCAGGCUUUGAUGCCCACACUCUUUGAAGCAGGUGGACAGACGCAGGCAUGAGUGACAGUGGGACCAAAGAGCCGUCUCCCCAGCCGAGCACUGCCCAGUCACCUCCUGAGCCUCAGCGCAGGGGCAGGGGUCGGCCACGGAAACAGCAGCAGGAGCCUGUUGGACCUCCGACUCCAAAGCGACCGAGAGGACGACCUAAAGGCAGCAAGAACAAAGGCCCCAGAACUGCACUGAAGAAAGUAGAGCCUGUUGGGGAGAGACGACCACGUGGGCGACCGAGGAAAUGGCCCCAGAAAGUAGUUCAACAAGUAACUGAAGAGCAGCAGGGCCCUUCAGAAGAGGCUGAGGAGGGUCCCUCACAGCUCGAGCCCUCGUCAUCUCAGGUUCCAGUGCAGGAGGAAGGGGAGUAGAUAGGAUGCCUUUCUACCUACCUCAAGGUUUGGCCUCAAACAAACAGGGGUACAGUCUGACUCCUAUCUGGGAUGGGGAUUCAGGAACACACAAACACACACCCACACACACAAAAAAGUCAUUGUCGACAGUGGUUUCUUCUCCUGAUCCGAUACUGUACCCUGGUUUUGUUGGUUCACUAUAAGAGUUUGUUUUAACAUCGAAGAAUUUGAUUUUUGGAUAUGGCUUUUUUUAAGGGAAUAGUUUGACACUUAUUUACUUUCCUGCUGUGAGUUAGAUGAGAAGAUUGAUGCCACUCUCAUGUCUGUAAGGUAAAUGUUAACCUACUGCCAGCAGCAGCAGCUGAUUAGCUUAGCAUAGCACAAAGACUGGAAACAGGGAAACAGCUAGCGCGGCUCUGUCCAAAGGUAACAAAAUCCUAUUCAAUCUUCUCAAGAUCUCAAUUUUUGUUUUUAUGGGGGCUUUGAGUUUUAGAAGUGUUGGUCAUGGGUUUUGUUACCUUGGGACAGAGCUAGGCUAACUGUUUCCAGUCUUUAUGCUAAGCUAUGCUAACCAUUUUCCAUAGUAUCAAUCUUCUCAUCUAACUCUAGACAAGAAAGCUAAGAAACGAAUUUCACAAAAUGACCAACUAUUCCUUUAAGGAUGCCUGCUCUCCCUGAACCUGUGUGUGUGUGUGUGUGUGUGUGUGUGUGUGUGUGUGUAUGUACACAUGUUGCUACAUAGUGAGGACUGAAACACUUCAAAGGGCUGUUUGAAGGUUAAGACUUGGUUUUAAGGGUUAGGGUUAGGCAUUUAGUUGUGAUGAUUAGGGUAAGGGGCUAGGGAAUGCAUUAUGUCAAUGAUGGUCCUCACAAAGAUAGAAGUACAAGGGUGUGUGUGUGUGUGUGUGUGUGUGUGUGUGUGUGUGUGUGUGGAAGGGGUUGCAGGCUAAAAUGAAAGGGGGCAUUCAAGAAAAAAGGAACCAAACUAAACCGUUUUAUUGAAACAUGUUUCUAAAUCAAGCGUCAUGAAUCCUCAUAUGAAAUGGGAGCAAGACGGUGACAUUUUUAGCAAUGUUACAAUAUAAACAUGGUGCGCUGAAGUCAUUAUUAUGAAAGUAGAAGUGAAAGGUUUUAUUCCAAAAUGAAAUAUCCAAUUUGGGAGGGGAGAAAUGUCUUACGUUCUUUGCUCAGAUUAAAAAAUGCAUAGGAUUACAUCGCUCAAAUGUCAAUGUAAGCGAGAGUACAGUAUUCAGAUUAAUAACUUCUGUGAAAUCCUUUUAUUUUCCUUCCAACCAGCAGAAAAAAGCACCCAAAGGUUUAAAUGGAUGUCUCAUUUUGGAAAGAAACCCUUCAUAUAUACUUUAGUCAACAACAGUGUUGAUGUGUCAUUUUACCACACUCAGGAUUUUACUAUUACAGUGCUUUUACACCAUAUUGAAACCUCAGGUACAAAACUAUUCAGGAACAUGUUGUCAGUCUACUCAGUGAUAAUUAUUGUGCUGUGUUUGUUGUGCACUUCUGAUCUGUAUUUGACAUUACCAUUAUGCCUUGACACAAAGACCUCAUUUAAACCUCAGUUGCCCUCAGUUUCUUAAUCUCUCAUUCUACCUCAGUAACACAAAAGACAGAUGGUCUCCCACAAAGUUAUUCUCCACUCCCUCAGCAGCAACGACACACACACACACACACACACACACACACACACACACACACACACACACACACACACACACACACACACACACACACACACACACAGGUUCAUGUGCAGAUAUA
Messenger RNA from Siniperca chuatsi (mandarin fish), 2409 nucleotides. RefSeq names its product high mobility group AT-hook 2b. The transcript has 6 exons. Bases 289 to 651 code for a protein of 120 amino acids. Gene Ontology annotation, cellular component: nucleus; chromatin. Gene Ontology annotation, molecular function: transcription coregulator activity; DNA binding. The record is from RefSeq and is a predicted model, not a curated record. Gene Ontology annotation, biological process: regulation of DNA-templated transcription. Lineage: Eukaryota; Metazoa; Chordata; Actinopteri; Centrarchiformes; Sinipercidae.